Messenger RNA from Schizophyllum commune H4-8, 743 nucleotides. RefSeq lists its product as uncharacterized. Bases 108 to 494 code for a protein of 128 amino acids. NCBI's taxonomy places the organism in Eukaryota, Fungi, Basidiomycota, Agaricomycetes, Agaricales, Schizophyllaceae. The transcript has 2 exons. The record is from RefSeq and is a predicted model, not a curated record.
GUCGAGCGCUCAGAAGCAGAUGAAGCAUCGUCACUUCGGGGGACGGGCAGGGGCGACGGGGGAGGGAGAGCGGAAAGGAACGUACUCGAAGCGGCGCUGAUGUAGGCAUGACGGUUCCCGGAUGUGAGACGCAUGGUGCGCCAGCGGGACUACUUAUGCACCGAUCCUUUCGGGGAGCAUCGAGCACUCUUCAACAACGGGAAGACGAUGGGCAUUGGAAUUAUACGUGGGCUGUACGUCUUCGCGGGGUUGUCGCGGCGCCCUCUACCAGCGCUCGGUCCCUGACCAGAUUUGAAUUGAUCAGCGCUUGCAGAAGUUCAGCAAGUCAGACUAAUGAAAGAUAUGGGUCAACAGUCAAGCGCCCGUGCUCUCGACAAGAUGAUGGUUCGGAACAAGAGAGGGAUUUUCAGAAAUUGAACCAGCGUGACUGUAGCCCAAUUGGUGCGCACGUGGGCCGUCACGUCACUGUUCCUCCUUACCAUCAACCGCCAUGAGCAAGACUAUAACUGAGGAGGAGAUCGAGAUUCCCGAGGCGCCCCCCGUCAUUCCGCAGGCGCCACGCCCUCCGAAGAAGCCUCGACCAGCGAGAAAGCAGGUCAAGCCCGGAGACAUCGACCGCAAAGAGACCGUACAGACGGGAAAGGAAUACAAUAUAUGGUACAACAAAUGGGCGGGAGGUGACCGGGAGGACAGCUACUCGAAGUGCGUGACACGGCCGUGCUCCUGGGACGGCUGCUAAUUCG